AUGGCAUCCGACAUUUUGGUGUUCGGUGGCAGGUCAGCGGUGGCCGGCAGUAAGGAGCCCCCUAUUAGGACGGGCGUAAUGCGGGCCCAUGAUCUUCGCGCCGAAUCCAGCUCGAGAGAUAACGUCCCGGGCACGGGUCAAUGCCAGGCAGUCCUGGCGGGGUUCCUUGGUGCCGUAGUGAAUGACCCCAAGGAUCAAAACACGCGGAGUGGCCGCACAAUACGACUUGCGGCUCCGAUGCGCAGUAAUGUAACCAUCUCCGUAUCUCGAGUGACAGGUGUU
Molecule: messenger RNA, 282 nt
Organism: Iphiclides podalirius (scarce swallowtail)
Lineage: Eukaryota; Metazoa; Arthropoda; Insecta; Lepidoptera; Papilionidae
Source: the annotation of a GenBank genome assembly